AUGUCGGGGAAAAUGACAUUGUACAAAUUGGUGGUGCUAGGGGAUGGUGGUGUCGGAAAGACAGCCCUCACAAUUCAGCUCUGUCUAAACCAUUUCGUUGAAACCUACGAUCCGACCAUCGAAGACUCGUAUCGUAAACAAGUCGUGAUUGAUCAACAGUCGUGCAUGUUGGAAGUACUGGACACAGCAGGUCAGGAGGAAUAUACUGCGCUGAGAGACCAAUGGAUCCGUGACGGCGAAGGGUUCGUCCUCGUUUACAGCAUCACCUCGAGAGCUUCGUUCUCCCGCAUACAGAAGUUUUACAAUCAGAUCAAGAUGGUCAAGGAAUCGGCCAACUCCGGCUCGCCCUCGGGGGCCAGUUAUCUGGGAUCCCCGAUUCACACGCCUUCGGGCCCCCCGCUUCCGGUGCCGGUCAUGCUGGUUGGUAACAAAAGCGACAAGGCCGUUGAGCGCGCCGUUUCGGCUCAGGAGGGACAGGCGCUCGCCAAGGAUCUUGGUUGUGAAUUCGUCGAGGCUUCCGCAAAGAACUGCAUUAACGUGGAGAAGGCCUUUUAUGACGUGGUCCGCAUGUUGCGACAGCAGCGUCAGCAACAGCAAGGGCGAUCUCAGGAUCGACGCACGACCGGUUUGGGUGCCGGGCGUGAUCCUGGUCCCGAAUAUCCCAGAUCGUUCCGGCCCGACCGUACAGGAAGCCAUCGCCGCCCGUUCAAGUGCACGAUUCUGUGA
Messenger RNA from Aspergillus vadensis CBS 113365, 726 nucleotides. RefSeq names its product Ras small monomeric GTPase RasB (gene rasB). The transcript is spliced from 2 exons. Gene Ontology annotation, molecular function: GDP binding; GTP binding; GTPase activity. The record is from RefSeq and is a predicted model, not a curated record. The coding region runs from base 1 to 726 and encodes 241 amino acids. Gene Ontology annotation, biological process: signal transduction. Gene Ontology annotation, cellular component: plasma membrane. NCBI's taxonomy places the organism in Eukaryota, Fungi, Ascomycota, Eurotiomycetes, Eurotiales, Aspergillaceae.